AGAGUGACAGAGUGACCCCCUCAGUGUUUGUGAGUGAGUGAGUGAACAAUCAUGUCAGGACAGCGCGAGUGUGUGUGUGUGUCGGACUUUGAAGACGAAGCCAGAAAAGUUCUUCCUAAAUCUGUGUUUGAUUAUUACCGAUCAGGAGCUGACCAACAACACACUCUGACUGACAAUGUGGCUGCUUUCAACAGGUGGCAUCUUCUCCCUCGCGUGUUGAGGGACGUGUCCACAGUGGACGUGAGUGUCUCUGUGCUCGGUCACAGGCUCAGCAUGCCUGUGUGUGUCGCUGCCACAGCGAUGCAGAGGAUGGCUCACCCAGAGGGAGAGACAGCGACAGCGAGAGCAUGCCGAGCAGUGGGAACAGGGAUGAUGUUGAGCUCUUGGGCCACGUCCACGAUCGAGGAAGUCAUGUCGGCGAUGACGAGCUCAGCAGGGGGCGCUCUGCUGUGGCUGCAGCUCUACAUCUACAAGGACCGAGAGCUCACGCUGUCACUGGUGCGCCGGGCAGAACAGGCGGGCUAUACGGCCAUCUUUGUUACCGUGGACACGCCCUACUUAGGGAGGAGACUGGACGACAUGAGGAACCGUUUUAAACUGCCCUCACACCUGAGUAUGUCUAACUUUACUUCAGCCUCCCUGGCGUUCUCUGAGGGAAACUAUGGCGACGACAGUGGUUUGGCUGUUUAUGUGGCUAAAGCCAUCGAUCCCACUCUCUGCUGGGACGACAUCACGUGGCUGAAGAAACACACACAUCUACCUGUGAUUGUCAAAGGAAUACUGAAUGGUGAGGAUGCUGUCCAGGCCGUGAACCGCGGGGUCAGUGGAAUCCUCGUGUCCAAUCACGGAGCGCGGCAACUGGACGGAGUUCCUGCCACGCUGGACGUGCUGGAGGAGGUGGUGAAGGCAGUGGACGGUCGAUGUGAAGUCUACAUGGACGGAGGAGUGAGACGGGGGACAGACGUCCUCAAGGCCUUAGCUCUGGGAGCAAAGGCUGUGUUCAUCGGCCGACCGGUGCUGUGGGGCCUUUCCUGUCAGGGGGAGCAGGGAGUGACUAAGGUCCUUGAACUUGUAAAAGAGGAGCUGCGUCUGGCUAUGGCGCUGUCAGGUUGUCGCUGUGUAUCUGAGGUGAGCAGGUCUCUGGUCAGGAGAACUGAGUUCAGCUCCAGGAUGUAAAAGAAGAAUCUGCAGCUGAUCCCUUGUUGAUAUGUCAGAUCAUAACGCCAUGGUUGUCUCAUGUAGUGGAUUGUUUCAUUAGAACUUCCUGUCUUAUGGUCUCUGCAUGUAUACAACACUCUUGUAGUCUUCAUGACCACUCAAAGCUGCUUUACAUUCACCCAUUCACACCAUUCACUCACACAUGGAGGCAUGCAGAUUAACGGACCUGGAAACAUAACCCUCAACCUUCCAAAUGAAAAGACAACUGGCUCCAGCACUGAUGCAGCAUCGCUCUGUAUAAUCUGUCCUUUACGAACAUGAGGAGCAGCGACGAGCAGAAGUCCAAACGCUUUUCAUUGCUUUCACACAAAAUGCAUUCAAUGACCACAUGUACACACAAGUCAAGUAAAAUGCAAAUGCACUGUUUACACACACUCAACACAAGAUGAUGCCAAGUUUCUAUAGAAAAUGAUAUUAUAUCCAGAUAUUAUUUAUAUGUCAACCAUCUUUACCUUUAAGCUUGACAGACAGUUAAAUAUAUGUGAUUAAUAUUGUGACAUACAGUAUAUCACAAUAUUGGAUAUUUGAAUAAGAUUGUUCUCAUAUUGCGUUUGUCACAUUUAGCUUCAAACAAUGUUUGAAAAGGUCUCUCUUUAGCACAUUUACAACAAUAUUUGUUCACUUACAAAUGUAUUAAAUAGUUCAAUCUAAA
This is a messenger RNA of Solea solea (common sole), 1870 nucleotides long. RefSeq names its product hydroxyacid oxidase (glycolate oxidase) 1 (gene hao1). The coding region runs from base 52 to 1176 and encodes 374 amino acids. NCBI's taxonomy places the organism in Eukaryota, Metazoa, Chordata, Actinopteri, Pleuronectiformes, Soleidae. Gene Ontology annotation, molecular function: FMN binding; oxidoreductase activity. The transcript has 8 exons. The record is from RefSeq and is a predicted model, not a curated record.